Messenger RNA from Linnemannia hyalina, 213 nucleotides. The record is from the annotation of a GenBank genome assembly. NCBI's taxonomy places the organism in Eukaryota, Fungi, Mortierellomycota, Mortierellomycetes, Mortierellales, Mortierellaceae.
AUGGCUGACGACCUUGUGACCCUGUUCUGUCUUGUUGAUGGGCAGUCCACAUUGAACGCCUUCUCUGCCGAGAUUUACCCCACUAAGACAGUCAAUGGCCUCAAGAAGCACAUCAAGACCGAGGAGACCAACGAUUUAAGCGAUGUCGAUGCAGACAAGCUCCUUCUCGAGCGUCUCGAUCUCCAUCACAGAGCUCACCCAUAUCGCCAGUAG